Leptosia nina is the source of this 450-nucleotide messenger RNA. NCBI's taxonomy places the organism in Eukaryota, Metazoa, Arthropoda, Insecta, Lepidoptera, Pieridae. The record is from the annotation of a GenBank genome assembly.
AUGCGGCGAGGAACGCGCCGAGGGCGGGCGCGCGAUCGGGCGCGUCGGCCGGGCCGAGGGCGCGCCGACCGCAUCUACGACAACUAUAGUAUUGCUACGACGAAGGUGAAGCGCUCGGGUCGGGGCGCGACGGGCCGGCGCGGCGGGCGCGCCGUCGUCGAGCGAGGCCGGGAAGCGCGGCGCGCCCGCCUCAAUUGGUUAACAUUAGAUCUAUCUAGAAUAAAUAAGGUGUGCGUGGAGGUCAGGGCGGCUCUAGCGCCGCGCGCCGCGGUGCUUGCGGUGGGCCCGAGGCGCGCGCCCCAGCCACAGCGCCGCCAGCGCCAGCGCCGCCGUCACCGAGCGGCGGGCUCUGCGCACGGAACGGAACAUCAGUACGGGGCUAUACGCGGCAGACGGCGUCGACGUGAACAUGCCACAAGUACGAAAUGUCUACAUUUUCAUACAGAAUAA